This is a messenger RNA of Plasmodium reichenowi, 30990 nucleotides long. Its product is annotated as HECT-domain (ubiquitin-transferase), putative. Bases 1 to 30990 code for a protein of 10329 amino acids. Lineage: Eukaryota; Apicomplexa; Aconoidasida; Haemosporida; Plasmodiidae. The transcript has a single exon. Gene Ontology annotation, molecular function: ubiquitin-protein transferase activity; protein binding. The record is from RefSeq and is a predicted model, not a curated record.
AUGAAGGAUUUAUAUUCCCUUUAUGAAGAUAUAAGUGAAAAUGAUAAAAUUAUUAUUUCAGAAAAAUUAAAAAAUCUACUGAACUAUCUUCAAGACAAAAAUAAAUCUUAUGUUUCCGAAUUUGUGGUUGUAAGUAGAACAAGAUUUUUUAAAUCUAUCAGCAACUAUGGAGAAUUUCUACUGUUGCAAUCUUCUUCGCGUGUAAUAAAUAGUUAUGAACAUAUCUUAAGGUUAUUACACCAAGCAAAGGUGUAUUUAGAAUUUGUUCGAUGCUUAAAACUAAACAACUGUUCCGUAAUUGAUAAUGAAAAAUAUGAAGAAGAAAUAUCAAAAUUCAUUAAUUAUUUAGAGUCCAAAAGAAAAAAAUAUUACUAUCACAUAUGCCAAAUACUUAUAAAAUUUAUUGUAAGUUCGCUUAGUGAUAACACUAUAGAUAACAAAUUCAUGGAAAAGGAAUUUGACAUAGAAGAAGAUAAUAUAGAUGGAUACGAAAAGAAUGUAAAUGAAAUUGAGGUCAAAAAUGAGGAAUAUAACACUUCAUAUGAAAGUCAAAGGGUUAAAGAUAAUAAUAGUAAUUAUAAUAAUAAUGUGAAUAUUUGGACUAUAAAUGAUAAUGAUGAAAAAAUUGUUAUGGAACCAUUUGAUGAACUCGAGGAAUAUGGAAAUUAUUUAUAUAACGUUUUAAAUCAAAUGGAUAAUAAAUCAUGGAAAGAUAAAAACCAUGCAGAAUAUUUAAAAGUUAUUAGUCUAAAUGAUGCAAUAAUUAAAGAAGACAAUGACAAAAAUAAAAAUUCUGAAAAUAAUAAUGGUUUAACUAAUACGUCUAAUAUAACAAAUAAUAUGAUUCUAUUACCAAAAUAUUUAGAGAAUGUAAGAAAUGGAAUAUAUAAUCAUCAAACCAAAUCUAUGCUAGAAGUGAAAUCGAUGAUUGAACAUGCAAUGAGUGAUAAUAUAAAAGCUCCACUAUUCAAAACAGGCAAAAUAGUUAGUGAAAUGUUACCUUCUCCCAAUUAUGAAAAAUAUUGGUCUACCACACAACCAGAGUUUUCUAAUAAAAUUGACACAUCACUUGUACAAAAUAUGAUAUUCAAGUUUUUUAAUUUACAGAAAAAUACAACACCAGUUGAUAAUAUGACACCUACAAAUUAUAAUAUAAAAUUUUAUGAUAUUUUUAAAAUUAUUUUAAAAGGCAUAUAUUCUAUAAAAUGUGAAAAUGAAGAAACACAUAUCUUUCUUAAUCAGUUAUUGAAUAAAACCAAGAAAAAAAAAUACCCAUUUAACUAUAAUAACCAACUAUUAGAUAAGAAUGUAAAAACAGAUGAUUUAUAUAACUAUUUAUUAUUACCUUUACAUUUGUAUAAUAACACGCAUGAAAUAUGUGAAGGAAUAUUAAAAUACACCAUAUACAAUAACGAUUUGGUAUUAACACUCAAAAUAGUAGAUACCUUUUUAACAAUAUCUGUGUAUGAAAAUUCCUUGAAAGAUUUAGUCCAUUUGUUAAAUACACUGGCAGAAUGUAUAAUUCUACCAUACUUAAGAAGUGAAAUAAAAGAAAAUAUUAAGCAUGACACGAGUGAUAAAGACAUUCACGGGACAGGAUCGUUAUCUAAAAAUUUUGAAACAGAAUUGGCGAAUGAAUUUAACAAAAUCAGUGAUGAUAACAAUAAUAAUAAUAAUAUUGAAAUUAUAGAUACUAAUAAAAGUAGAGAUAAUAUAAACCAAAACAGCAACACCAAUAAUAAUAAUAAUAAUAAUAAAAAAAAUGAUGAUCGUUUCGAUGAUAAUCAAUUUUUUGAUAACUUUUCAAAUUUACAUAAAUUAAUUUGUAAAAUUCCUUUGCAUGAAUAUGAAUCUCUAAAACUUUUAGAACUAUUUUCACUACAAUAUCCAAUGUUUUUAAAAAUACAAAACAAACCUCAAAGGUGCUUAAAAGAUAUUUCCAAGCCUUGUGAAUACUAUAGUAAUACGCUUCCAAUAUAUGGUUCUUAUAUUUUUCAAAUUGUAGUCUCUUUUGAAAUUGAUAAUUCCAUAAAAGUUUUAGAUGAACUUGGAUCAAAGUGUAAAAUUUGUUUUCAGCUAUCUAAUGAUAAUAUGAACGAUGAAAAUAGCACAGAUAUGACUGUAAGUGAUGAUAAUUCAAAUAUACAGAAUAAAGAGUACAAUUUCUUAGAAAUAAAUUUUCAGCAAAAUCAUAUGUAUACAAAAUAUAAUAAAUCUUCUGUAAAGGAAGAAGAUGAAACAGAAAAAAGUAUGAAAUCAAAAUCAAGUACAAAAAGUAAUGACGAAACAAAUAAAGCAAACAACCACAAAAAUAACAACAACAAUAACAAAAAUAACAACAACAACAAAAAUAACAACAAAAAUAACAACAAUAAUAAUAAUAAUAAUAAUGAUACCUUUGAAGAAUACGAAAAGAAUAAUAAGAAGAAAAAGAAAAAUGUACAAGUUAACAAACUUAUAAAUGUAUACGACAUAACAAGUAUGAAUACUAUCGUAUUUGAUAUUUUGAUAGAUCAAGGUUGCUUUAGCAGUGAAACAAAUGUAAACAAUGUAACAAAUGAUAAUGGUAAAAUAGUUAUAUAUUCAAAUGGAAGACAUUUAUUAACAUCUAAUAUAAACAAAAAAAUUAUUGGUUUUAAUGAAAAGAAAGGUUUAACAAAUAAUAAUAUUAAAUUAAAAGUAUUUAUUUCCCGUACUUGCAGUUUUGAAUUUCCUAAAGAAUGUUACUGGUCUUCAGCAUUUGUACAAGAGUUAGUAAAUAGAAAACUAAUUCCAGAAACGAAUCAAAAUUUUCUACUUAAGAAUCCUAUUAAUAUAAUAGAACUUUACAAUAAAGUGUCUAUUGCAUUAAACCGUUACUUAUAUCGUUUUUGUGAAUGGAAUAAUGGAGAUUAUAAAAGAAUUAUAGAAAAUGAUAGCUCCUAUACUUUAUAUAACAAUAUUGAUAUAAAUACCUUUGAAGCAUUAAUAAAAUAUACAGAGAACAAUAAUAAAAUACUUAAAAAAUUAUAUACCCUAAGCAAAAACUGUGCAUUAGAUAAGGAAAAUUACAUGGAAAAUAAUAAACAUAAUAUAAAUUAUUAUUUUUCCUUAAGUCCAGUCAAAUAUCAUGUUAGAAAAUAUAGAGAAUAUAUAUAUGAAUGGAAUCAAACAUCCGAUUCCCAAAUUUGUGCCUUAAGUAUUUUAAAAUUAUAUCUAAAAAAUAAUUUGGAUGUAAAUGACGGUAGAAUAGAACAUAAUGAAAAAUUCUAUUGCUUAUCAGAAAGGUUAAUAAAGUCGUUUUUAAAAAUAAUUAAACUAAAAACUCCGUUUAUUAAUCGAGAAGAUUUUUAUGUAAAUAACAAUUAUGAAAUGGAACAAUUAGACUUGGAUGGAAGUUUAUGGUUGUUAAGAAGAAAUGUUUUUCAAAUACUUUUAGAUGCAGAUAAAAUAAUAAUGAGCAAUAUAUUUAUGAGAAUCAAUAUAGAAACAAUAUUAAAUUUGCUUAAAUUUUUUUCAGAUAAUAAUAGUUUAGAUUCAGAUAUGAUAUUAAAAUUAUUGAAAUCGUUGGAAGAAAAAGGAAUUUUGGAAAUCAUGAUGAAACGAAUGUUAAGUACUCCAUGUAAAGAUGGUAUACAAUAUAAUAAUUCCAAUUAUAAUGAUAAUUCGCAUUAUACGCAUAAUUCCUUGAAAUCACAAAAUAUAAGUUCAAGCACUUAUUCAUCCUCUUCCUCAAGCUCGAAUUUGUAUAAUACUAAUGCGGACAAUUUCAACGAUAUAUAUACGAAUAAUAAAGGAGAGGAAAAACGAAAGAAAAGGAAAUAUUAUGAAGAAAAUAUGCAUGAAAUUCAAAGAUAUGAAAAACGAAAACGAAAUAACAAAUCAAGAAUAAUUGAUACAACACAUUUUGGUGUUUUUGUAGAAGAAUUAAUGACCUUAAUAGAACACCAGACAAAUAAUGCAAUUAAUACACCUGUUGUAAAUCAUAUAGAACAGAGUGACGUUUUCAUGGAAAAUAAAGCGUGUGAUGUGAUUCAUAAAUUAUGUUCCUUUUAUAAUGAUGAAAUUAAAAGUGAAGUCUUUCUUCGAAAUUAUAAUCAUUUUAAUCUUUGUAUAAAAAUAUUAAAUGAAAUAAAAAAAAAGAAUAAUCAUGUAAGUAGCGCAAGUGAAGUUGCAUCUAUAUUUCUAAGAGGCGUAGUUUUGAUGCUUACUACUUAUAUAUUAACUAUAGCCACUGAAUAUGAAACUACCAAGACGUUUUUAUACAAACCAGUUAUACCUUUUUACAAUUUGCAUAAUGAAAUGUUAAAGAAAAAAAAAAAAGACAUUCAUGUGUAUCAUGGAGAAGAAAUCAAACAAAUGAUAAGUAUGAAUAGUAAGAGUGUGCAAGAUAGAUAUAAUAACCAGUUUAAUCAAUAUGGUUCAAAUAAUAAAUCUUCCAACUUAACUAAUCAAAAUAUAGAUAUAUUAAAAUGUGAUAUGGAGGAUGUUAGCAGUUGUAAUAGUAGAUAUUCAAGCUUUAUUAAUCAAAAUUGGGAAUUAGAAUAUAAUAAAAAAAUAAAAAAAAAUAAUUCAAUAAGUAAUAAUGAAUAUAACAAAAAGGGAGAUGUUGAAAGUAGAGACCACGUAAAUUCUUGGAUCCCAUUAAUUUCUAAUCAAAAUGGUGGUUCUAUAGAUGGUGUAAUUAUCAAUUCAGAUGAUUCUAGUUCUCAAUCAUUCUUAGUAAGUAAAAGGAAAGUAUAUACGUUUGGUCGAAAAAGUUUCGAAAGUGUAAAUAUGUAUGUUGACGAUAAUGAGGAAGAUGAAGGAGAAGAGGAUAAGAGCGAGGAUUAUGAAUAUUGUGAUGAUGAACAACAAAAUGAUGUAUAUGAAGAUACAGAAGAAGAAAGUGAUAACUAUCAUAUGAGAAAAGAAAGACGUGUACAUCAAAAAAAAAAAAAUUCAAAAGUAUCAAUUAACAAAAAGACGAAUACUAGUUUAAGUGAUGAUAAUAAUUAUAGCUCUGAUGAAUUAGAAGAAUUUUAUCUAAGAAAAAAUUUAUUAGAUUUAUGUGACAAUAAUAAUAAUAAUAAUAAUGAUGAUGAUGAACCAAAUAAUUUUAAAAGUCAGUUGAACGAAAUUUUAUAUAAACUUUCGAGGAAGAAAAAAUAUGCAAAAAACUCUAAAAAGUUAAAACUUUUGAAGAAAAAAAUAAUAAAAUAUAAAAAUGUUUCCAAAAAACUAAAUUUCAUUUUUUCCCUUUUGGAGGAAAUAUUAAAAAUUAUGUUAGGUGUUGGUUUGAGAGUGUUAUCUAGUAUAUCAUAUCAUUACUUAUAUGAGAAGAAUGGUAUAUAUAAGUUUAUUAAUAUAUUUGGGUCGAAUAUAAUAAGAAGUAAUUUGAGGGAUAAAGGUUCUUUUCUUGAAUUGUGUGAGAAUAUGAUAAAACCUAAAUGUUUAACUUUAUUACAAGCGUGCACCUUUAUUAUAAGUGGAAUAAUACCUUGUUUAGGUUACGUGACUACACUUUUUGUUGAUAAAAAAGCAAACAAAUAUUUUUACAUAAAAGAGUUGAAUAAUUAUUUGUCUUUAAAAAUGGCUUUAAAUAUAUGGCCUAUGUUUUUAAAGAUAACGUUACAAGGUUUAUUAACAUCUAGACACUUAUCAUCUGAAAUGUCUGUACACAAGGACAAUUUACAUCCUAUAGCAGAAUGUUGUAUUAGUAUCACUAGUUUAGCAACUCAUUUUUUGACCUUAUUUACUAUAAUGAUUGAUAAUUUAAGUAGGUAUGAAAUUUAUUUCAACCUUAAAAAAGGAAUGAACACAUUAGGUAAUAAUUUCCCAAUACCUUUAAUUUUAAUAAAUUCUGCAAAAUAUAUUCGUAUAGAAUCUAAAAAAAAUAAAUAUUACGAUAUAGAGAAGGCCAUCAGAACUAUAUUAUUGCAAUUAACUGAUUGUUCUGUAUGUGAUUAUGAAAAUUAUGUGUUUAACCAUUACAUGGUUCCUCAAAGUAUUUCGAGUUUUUUAUAUGCCACCAGAAUGAACAAUGACAGUAAUUUGGAAAAUGAACACUCAUCGAAUAAUAUAAAUGCUCACGAAACAGAUUAUCAUGAUAUUAGUAUAAAUAAAAAUAAAGCAUUAGGAAAUGAUAUGGUAAAAACGUAUCAGUCAAUGUAUGAAGAUGAUUAUGAACAGGAAAGGAUUGGUAUCCGAAGUCGUUCUAGAAGGGGUAUACCUCUAAAGAAGAAAUCUGAAAGGAAUAAUAAUAAAGAAGAAAAUGUCAACAAUAUGGACCAUAAUAAUAAUAAUAAUAAUAAUAAUAAUAAUAAUAAUAAUAAUAAUAGUAAUAAUAGUAAUAGUAAUAAUAGUAAUAGUAAUAAUAGUAAUAGUAAUAAUAAUAAUUUCUUUCAUAGAGGUAGCUAUAGUACAAAUCCUCGUAAUAAUGAUAAUAACAUUACAUGCGAUAGAAAAAAUAUGGAAUUUCUCAAAAAUUUAAUGAAAAAUGAUCAUGAUGCUGUGCAAUGCUUAGGAAAAGCUUAUAGUGUAUUUCAUAAAAAUUUUGAAAGAGCGCAAAUAGCCUUUGUCGCUGUCUUUUUACAUCUAACUGGUUAUAAGCAUGGCCAAAUAAAAGGACCACAUCAAAAUUACAAUAGUGCGAAAAAUAACAAUGAUAAUAAAAAUGAUCAUAUAAUAAUAGAAGAUUCAUUAGAGUACAAAAAAAUAAAAAUAGCAUGCAAUUUAGCAAGACAAGGUGUUAUAGAUCUUAUAUCAAAAAGUCAGGCAUCACAAUAUCAUAAAAAAAGUAUAGAAGAAUAUAAUACAUCUUCCAAAAAUAAAAAAUGCAAGGAAGAAAUACAAGAACAAAUGAGUAUGGAACAUUUUGAAGGAAAUAAUAAAAGGAUGAAUAAUGUGAAGAGUGGUUCUCAUAAUGAUUUCAAAAAUUUAGUAAGGGAAAGUCAUCAAAAUAUAAAUGAAAUUGAUCUUGAUGAUAAUAAUAAAAGUAAUGUUUACAGUAGUAUUGAACAAGUAAAUGAUUUGCCUUUAAAUAAAAAAAAAUCACCAAUUUUACACUUGUCAUCAGAUUUAGAUGAAAAAAACGACUUGAAUUUCUGUAAUUUUAGCAAAGAAGAAUUAAAUUAUGUAAAUGAUGUACACCAAAAUGGGGAAAAAUCGAGCCACAAUAAUAAAAGUAACGAAUUCUUAGCAAUGGAUUCAAUUCAAAAAAAGAGGGAAAAACAAAUUGACAAAAUUUUAAAAAAAUGUGAAUGGAUUAUAAACACAUAUCCUUUUGGACUAUGUCCAGUUUCCGUAAAAGAAAAUAUAUCUCAUGAAUGGGAUGAACAUUUUGUUUUUAUGAGAAGAAAUUCCUAUGACAUUCCUAUAACCGUUAGAAAAAUGUAUUCAGAUCGUAGCAAUUAUCAAAUGCUUCAUGAAGUUGCUACUAUGCCAGCAGUUGCAGUAGAGCCAAGUGUAUCUUCUUUGAGUUAUUUGGAUCAAUUAUUUAGUCAUCAAAAUAAAAUAAAUGAUGAUAAAUUGGAAUGUAUACAAUUUAGUACUGAAAAUAUUUUUGGUAAGAGUACCACUAAAAAUUUGUUCCUUUUAAAACGAUUAUUAAAAACGUAUAAACGAAAUGUAUGUAUAAGGGAGCCAUCUAAUCAAUUAGAUACCAAUAAAUAUGAUAAAAUUUGUCUUGAGAAUAAUAAACAAUUUCAUACAUAUAUAUGUAAUAAUAAAAAUGUGAACUUUUCCAAUAGUUGUGCUAGUUGUGAUAGUGGUGAGGGAAAUUAUUAUAAUGAUGAAUCUAAUUAUUAUAUGAAUUUCCAUUUUUCUGAAAAAAAUAAUGAUCACCUUUCAAACAAUUCUUUAGUAUUAAAAUACAAUAAUUUGUGUAAAACAAAUAAUCUUGAAAAAUUUGGAGAAUUGUGGUUAAAUGCUCGAUCAACUAAAAAUUAUGUAUAUCAUAAUGAUCAAGAUGUACAACAUAUAGAUGAAUUUAAUUCUAAUUUGAUGAAUUACAAACCAGAAUGUUUCCUCUUUUCACUGAAAUCGGUUGACGAAAAUGAUUAUAUAAUGAGGAAUGAAAAUAUGAACAAUGUCAAAUGGGAUCCAACGGGAAGUCAUAUUACAAAGUAUACCAAUUCAAUGUUUGAUUAUUAUGAUAAUGCAUCUGAUAUGAAUUUAUCUGAGUUACAUGGAAAAUUUAAUGCAUUUUACAAACCUCAGAAAAUAAUACGCUCAAUGAAUAAACAAGAGUUUUCACCAGCAUUAUAUCAAGAAGAAAUGUUAAGAAAUCAACCAUAUCACACUACAGCUAACACUAAUACUACUACCAUUAUUAAUACUACUAAAAAGAAGAGUUUUCCAUCUUUUGACUAUUUUAGAAAUAAAUAUCUUCCUAAUAAUUCGAUUGAUUUUACAAUAAAUAAUGCAGUUGAUCAUACUAUCGAUUCGAAGGAUAUGUUACAAUUAAAGGAAAUAUUGAAAUUUAUAAUGAAUGACACCGACCUAGAAACGGUUUUAAAUAUUAUAAGAAUAGAGCAAUUAACAUCUUUGUGUAGGUAUUUAAUAAGUAGAAGUUUAAAAUCGAUGUUGUGUGCCGGAAUUUUCGGAGGAAUUAAAAACCCCAUAGUAAACAUGAGCAAAAAAAAUUUGAACUCGAACAAGCGUUCACAAAAGGGAUAUAACUCCAAUUCGGAUGAUAUUAAAAAAAAGAAAAAAAGCAAUUGUAACGAGAAUGAAGGGAGUUUGGAUAAAUAUAAUGAUAAUGAAAAGAAAGAUGAUAAAAUAAAUAAUGGUGAUACAAAAAAUAGUGAUGACGGAAAAAUAGAUAUGGAUGAUAAAAAAUAUUAUAAUGAUGAUCUAAAAAAUAGUGAUUAUUCAAAAAAUAAUGAAAGUAAUUAUCUUAGUUUAUCUAAAGAACCAGAUGAUAUCUUGUUGCCUUCCAGAAAUUAUGAAAAAGGUAUUUCAUCUUGUGUAAAAAAAAAUCGUUUUUCUGUUUUAAGUGAGGCUUAUAAAGAAGAGAAUUUAUUAGUAAAUCAACGUAAAUAUAAAAAUUUGGAUUUAAAUCAAAAGAUUUUUAAAAACGAUAAAAGAAAGAAGGGUAUAUUCGAGCAAUGGAGACAAAAAUCAACUAAAAGUAUGCAAUGGCCUGUAAUAUUAGAUUUGUUGGUUCCAUCAUUUAGCAGAGGAUCAUAUAACGAGUGUAAUAGAAUGAUAUCUAAUAUGGAAUCAUCUUUAUUUUCAGUGCAAAAUUAUGGAUGGAUGUUAUUAAAAUUGUUACAUAUAAUUAUUAUCAAAUUCCGAAGUCUAACACCAUUGAAAACUAUAAUGAGAGAAAUAGAUGACAAAAAUAGAAAUAAUAAUAAUAAUAAUAAUAAUACCAAUAAUAAUAAUAAUAAUAUCAGUUGUCAUUAUAUGAAUCAGUGGAAUGGUUCUAAUAUUAAGGAUCCAUUUGAGCAUCAUUACUGGUUCACACAACCGAUGGAAUAUGCUCUUUCAUUUACUUUAACAGAUAUUACUAAAAGUAUAUGUAUAUGGUAUUUAAGAUAUAACCGUAAAUUGAUAAUGAAUUCGUCUAGUUUUUCAAAAAUUAUCAAAAAUUCAAUGAAUACCUUAUGGAUAGAGAGUGUUUUACGAUUAAUAGCUUUACAAAUAUGUUUAGGAGUAAAACCAUUAAACGAUAGUCGAUAUGUGGUUCCAUUUUUGUAUCACAUGUUUACUAUUUGUCAACCUUUGCUUCGAGAAGUUCAUAUUAGUGGUGACUAUUUGAAGAAAAAACUUUUCGUAGGAAAUAAAAUAUUAUAUUAUUCGAAUAAGAAUAAUUCCUUUUUACAGGUGAAAUGUUCAUAUUGUCAUAAAUCUGUUUGUAUGUCUUCUAGAAAAAUGAGUUCUAAGAUGUCUCCAAUGGAAACACCUUUGAAGAGUUUAAAGAAGGGCAAUUCAUCUGAAGUGUCUUCGAAAAUAUCCUAUUUAAAUGGUCACACUUAUAGUAAUAAUGAUAAUCGUGAUAAUUAUGAUGAUGAUAAUCGUGAUAAUUAUGAUGAUGAUAAUUGUGAUAAUUAUGAUAAUGAUAAUGAGAAUGAUAAUUGUGAUAAUUCCAAAAAUGACAGGGGUGUUAAAGGAUAUAUACACUCAGAACGAGUACAAAAGAAACAGAAAAAAAUAAAACACAAAAUUAUUAAAAUGAAAAUGUAUAACCUUUCUGAACAUGAACACGAAGAAAUAUUAGAUAAUGUCAUUACAGGAAUUAUUAUUUAUCAUCAAACUGUACAAAAUAAUAAUCAGCACAUUAACAAAAUGAUCAUUUUACAAAACUUGAAAGGUUUUAAAAUCAAAGAAGAAUAUUACACAAAUGAAAACCAUUAUUGGGCUUUAUGUAUCCAACGAUAUAAAAAUUCCCCCUUAUAUACAUUACCAUUGAAAAAUCUUAAUAAAUGUAUGAAACACAAUAACAGAAAUAUUUUUCAAACGACAAACAUGAACGAAUCAGAUGAUACCUCUUGUUAUUAUUGGUCUGUAAGUGGUGAUCCAGUAUAUAAUAUUUAUGGAAAUGCUAAAUCGAUAUCAGACGUACAAUUAGAAAUAUGUGCUCAUAAAAAGUACGAUUCAAAUGUACGAUCUUAUCUCAAAAAAAAUAACUUCGAAUUAGAAUUUUCCAUAAAUACUCAUAUGAAUGAUGUAGUAAAUAUUUGGAUUAAAAGAAAGUCAAUUAUAAUAAAUAAAGAGUUGAUAGAAAUUACCGAUCAUCGUUCAAUCCCACUUUUCUCAAAGGGCAAUCAAAAGAAAGAGAUGCAAGAAAAUGAAGAUGAAAAAAUAAAGAAUAAAGGAAAAAAUAAAACCAAGACGAAUGAUGAUAAAAAGAAAAAUAGUAGUAUUAAUAAUAACAAUGAUUGUUAUGAUAUAAAUUAUAAAUGUGAUACUUAUAACCCUGAGGAAAAUCAAGGUACUCAUAAGGAAGAAAAUAAAAAAUACUCAAAUGAAAACGAAAACGUGGAAUAUUUAUCAGAACAUUUUUGUGAUUGCAUGAAAGUGUACACAGAUCAGGAUUAUUCUAAUGAGGAUUAUAGUAAUGACUAUUAUAAUAAUUGUGAUAAUUAUAAAAAUAUGUGUUCAGAUGAUAAAAAAAAUAGGGAUAUUUACGAUCACGGAGACAAUAAUUUGAAUUAUAAAAAAUUAAAAUUAAUUAGCUGGAAUUUAAUACAAACAAUUCUUUGGGGAAUAUUAGUUUCUGGAGAAAAUGUGCAAAUGGAAAAUUCGGAUCAACUUAUAUCUGAAAGUACUACUAAAUAUAUCAAAAAGAAAAUAUGUAACAUACAAGAUGAAAUAGAUGUAAAUGGAAAUAAUCAUAAUGAUUAUAAGGAUUAUAAAUAUGCGUUUUAUAAACUUCAAAGAAAAAGUUUAAUUGAAUCUGUAUUAAAAAUGAUUAUGUCUGUUUUAAUAAAAUUAUGUAAUAUUGUAAAAUUAUAUAAUGAUUUAACUAAAAAUAAAAAGGGCUCUUUUUACAUUUGUAUUAAUAAUACAAAAAUUAGUAUGAAACAAGUAAAAGAUUGUGAAAGAAUGAUAACAGAUUUUAUGUAUGCAUUAAUAAAAUGUGUACAAAAUUCAUCUACGGCUGCUGUUACUCUUCUUAGAUGUUUCUUAUUUGGUCAAGAUAAUCCUACUUAUCGUUUUAGAAAAUUAAAUAAAAUACAAAUCAAUUGCAAAUUUUAUAGGCUGAUUACUGAAUGUAUAAAAAAAGCUCCUAGUGACGCAGAUGAUAUAAGUAUUUUUUUUAAUACAUAUUUAGAUAAAAAAAAAACAUUGAUGAAUAAUGAUAAUGAUAAAAUAAAUACCAACACAACCAAGAAAACAAAAAAAGAAAAAGCGACGAAAUGUUAUAAGAAUGAAAUGUAUGAUGAAAAUGCAACGAUGGAGAAUAAUAAAAAAAAUAAUAUGGGUAACCUGAAAUGCAAUGAAGUAGAAGCUCUGGCACAUCCAUCAAAGGAUAAAUCGAAACAUUAUAAUAAUAAUGAUAAUAAUAGUAAUAAUAAGGACCAUAUUAGUUAUCUUGACGAAUAUGUUUAUAAUAAUAAGGACCAUAUUAAUUAUCCUCAUGAUUAUGUUUAUAAUAAUAAUAAUAAUAGAUGUAUUAAAUAUAGAGGAAUGGAUUUGAAAAUGUCCAAUUUUUUCUUCAAAUAUUAUGAUACUAAUAUGAAAAAGAAUUACAAUGAAAGCAAGAUUCAUGGAUUCUUCUUAUUAAGGUGUUUGCCUCCAAUAAAAAUGUUUCCCAAACAAUUGGUUAUUCAAGAAACUCAAAAAUUGUUUCAGAAUGAAAAUAAUUUUCUAUUUAACUCUAAAAAGGACGGGUCCUCUAAUAAUGACAAAAAUGACAAUUCAAAUAAAAAUAGGAAUAAUUAUAAUAAUAAUAAUAAUAAUUAUGAUAAUAAUAAUAAUGAUGAUAAUAAUAAUAAUAAUGAUGAUAAUGAUGAUAAUGAUAAUAUUAAUAAUAAUUAUAACAAUAAUAAUAAUAAUAAUAAUAAUAAUAAUAAUAGGAAUAGCAGUAAUAGUAAUAAUAGCAAUAAUAGUAAUAAUAAUAAUAAUUAUUAUUAUUAUAAUAAUACUGAUUACCAGAUAGGUGAACAUAAUAAUAUGCAAAUACAUUCAAGUUCUAAAGAAAAUACAUUUUAUCCUGAUGAUUACCAAAAUGUGGAUAUAGGUACCACAACCAAUGAAGGAAAUUCUCAAUGUAAUAGCAUAAAUAAUAUCUUAGGAUUAAUACCUAGAAUAUCAUAUAGAAAUCAUCCAUUUGAUGAUUUACCUCAAUCUGAAUUUUUCAUGUCUAGUCGACCUUCAGACGAUUUUGAAGCUCACAUGGAAGGUCGUGUUUUGAGAGUAUUGAGAGGAUUAAAUUUAGGAGGUGUAGUUUUAUGUCUAGCACCGUUGACCUUCCCAGCUUUACAUGUUGGUCCCAAUGAAGUAAAUGAUAUAAUUAAUUUCCGUAUACAAACAAGAGGUCGUUUUGGUGUAACUGUAGCUCCAGCUGAAUGUGUUCUAUCUAACGUGUCUGAAGUAUUUGAUAGAAAUGAUGUGGUUGGAUUUAGAACGAAUAUGUGUCCUCCAUUUAGGCAUGAUGUAUUUGCAGCAAAUGUACAAUAUGAAUUAGGUGAUUUGCUAAGUGUAAAAUUUAAUGUAGAAGAUCAACAAAAUCAAAAAUGUUUAAGAACGGAACUCAUGGUUUCCGGAGUAAGUAUUGGAUCUGUGUUAGAAGUAUUAUUUGAAGCUGAUUCUCAAAUUGAAUUUGAGAGGAGAAUGAAUUUGAUAUUUAUUUUCCAAGACCCUUUAACUAUUGUAUAUGAAGGUCCAACAUUUACUAUGCAAUAUGUAGAUCCAAAUAAGAAUAAUGCAAAUAAUUUUAGGAAUGAUAAGAAAAAUGCAGAUGAAGAAUUUUUAAAUGAAUUAUAUUCCUUAUCGGGAUAUGAUAAGAAAAAUUUUAAAAAAGAAUUACGAAAAAUUAGAAUGAAGAAGAACGAAUUUUACGAAUCGGUUAAACUUUAUCAGUCGAUACUUGAAUCAGAUAAUGAAAUAUUAAAAGAUUUAAAACAUGAAGUUAUCAUAAGAAUGAAUACUAGUUUGACAAAUAUUGUAUCUUACUUUAAGCAUCUAUCAUCUAAUGGUGUAAUAUUUAAUUCUGAAAAUGAUUAUUAUUAUUGGCACGAUACAGAUGAUACACUAUCAAGGAAGAUAACAACGAAAAAAAAAAAAAUGAAUAAUAUGAAUGUACUAAAUAAUCCAAACUUCAAAACUAAAGGUGGAAAAAAAAAGAAAAAAAUUAAUAUUCAUUUAAGUAAUGAUAAAGAGGAAGAUAAAGAUGAGGAAGCAAAAUACGUAGAAGGAAUAAAAAAACAGGAAAAUCAUACAUAUUAUGAUUAUAAUAAUAAUUAUUUACUUUAUAAUGAAAAUAAAGAUAAUAGGGUUGAUAAUUAUUAUUCCUUUGUUAAUAAAGAAGAUGGAGAUAGGGAUAUCUUUUCCUAUUCAGAGGAAAAAAAUUAUAAUAUUAUUACAUAUGACAAUAGUCAAAUUACUAGUUCGGAUAAGAAUAAUGAUCCGAAUAGAGAAAAAAUACUAGAAAAGAAAAAUUUUCAAGAUGAUUCAAUUAUGAGUAACCGUCAGAGUGAUAAUAAGGAAGAAGGCACUUCGUUCAAUUUAUAUGCAGAUUCUUCUAUUUAUGUAAAUAUGAACAAACAGUAUAAGAGUCAUGUGGAUGUACAUAAAACCAUUAGAGAAGUAUUAUCUAUUAUAUGUGUAUUAGGAUUAAAUAUAAACGGAGAACCAAAAGAAAAUAAACAAGAAAAUUUUUCGGAUGACACAAAUUAUAUAUUUGAUGAACUUCCAUGGUUAACCAGCUUAUCUGAUUUGAAGAAUUCAGUGACAUAUAAUCUGGAUAGAAAAUGUCUUGAAUUAUUUUUUUGCAAUUUGGUGGACAUUAUAUGUAUGGAUGUAUUUUUAGGGUCUAUCCUAAAUUUUGUUACGCACAACAUUAGUGAAAAUAAUCAAAGGUGUACUAGCGAUAAACAUAAUAUUGUGAGUUUUAAACACAACAAGAAUUAUAAGAAAAUAAUACAGAAAACGAGUGAAUUGGAUUCUGAAUGUUACCCUAUUGAAGAAUAUAAUGAUGAGUUUUUUGAAAAUAGAAAGGGAUCCCCUUAUUUCCCUUCCCGAAGCAAAAAUGACAAUAUUAAUAGUGAUAGAAGAAAAAAUUAUAAUAUUCAAAAUAGUGAUAAUAGUAACAUUGGCGAUAGUGAACUUAAUGUUAAUGAUAAUAGUAGUUGUGGUAGUAAUAGUAAAGACUCAUUAAGUGUGCACACUCGUAAUGUUGGCAGAGAUAUUAACAGCAGCAGCGAAUCAGGAAACACAAACAGUAAUAAUGAAAAUUCAAUAAGAAAUUCUAUUUUUAUGGAAGAAAAUGAAACGAAUGAAUCUUAUAGGAAUAAAACAAAACGUUCCUUAAGCAAAGAUAAAAAUGCUGGUGACUUGUCAAAUGAUAAUACCGAGGAAAUAUAUCAUAAAGAUAUAUAUAAAAAAGAAAAAAAUAAAGAUGAAAAGAACAAAAUAAAAAAGAACAAAUCAUAUAAAAACAAAACACAUAAAAAUAAAAAGCAAAAAACUAAAUCAUCGAAUGCAGACAAAAUGAAUAAAAAUUCAUUAUAUGGAUAUACCUUAUGCUUGAUCGGAACGAAAUCAAUUAUGUGUUGUUGUAUUAUAUUAAGAACAUUAUUAGAGAUGAAUUCAGAUGGGUAUUAUGAACCAAAUGAAAAGGUGUAUGCUUCUUGUAAAAGGUUGUUGAAUUUUAUAAAAUUAUUCUUCUUUAUUGAUAUAGGAAUAAGUGAUGUUUUGAUAAAAUACUUUGCUGAGAAAAAUAAGAUGAUGGAUAUGAAUUUCUUAUUUGACAAAAAGAAACAGACAAAAAAUGGAAAUAAUAAUAGUGAAAUUUGUAACACAUCAUCAUUUCUUAAUAGUUUUGUAAAAAAUACCAAUGGAAAUAAUAAAAAAAAAAAUAAUAAUCAUAAUGAUAAGGAUAAUCAUAAUGAUAAUCAUAUGGAUUGUAUGAACUGGAAAGAGGAAGUAGUGUUUUAUAAUCAAAAGUAUCAUGAUAAUAUGCAUACAAAGGAUUUAUUAAAUAAUAAGGAUGAUAAUCAAUCAAGUUAUAUUUCAACAAACGGAAAGAAUAAAGAUACAAAAGAUGCUGUACAAAAUGAAUAUAUAAACAUAUUAGAAAUAGUAAAUUAUUGUGGUAUACCGAAUAACUUUCUCGAAUAUUUUGAUAUAUCUACUCCGACGAUUAAAAAUCAGCAAGUAAUAGCACAAAAUGAUAGUUUUGAUUUAUGGAUAUAUAUUAUGAAUCUAUUAAUUUGUUUCAAUAGUCAAAACAAAUAUUCUUUAAGCUUCCCUCAAAGUAUUAACCAGCUCAGUGAAAACUCCAUUAAAAAUACACUCUUUGAUCUAGAAUAUUCCAACUUUUAUUUUUCUAACAAAAUAUUGCGUAAAAGUGUUAAAUUCUAUGCCUCAUGGUUGUUGAAAAAAUAUAUAAUAGAUAUGACAUGUGUUAUGGCUUCAUUGGUUCCAAAACUUUUCAUUGAUGAGUUAAAAACAAAUUUGAUGAAAAUAAAUGAGGGGGCAAGAAGUGGGGAAGAAAUAGAGAACAUGAGAAAAGUUCAAAACAAAUAUAUAAAUUCACAAGAUUCACAAGAUUCAGCAAAUUAUAGCAGUGCAAAUACAAAAGAAAUGAAUCAUAAGACAACAGUAUCAAAAUGUUGUUUUGAAAAUGAGAAAACAAGAUUAGAUCAUGUUGUUAAUAAUAAAGAGGGACAUCAAAUGGGUUAUGAUUCAUUUAAUGAUAAGAAGGAUGGGUUGCAUAAUAUACAUCACGCAAAAAGUUGUGAAGAAAAGAACAAUACCAAAAGUAAUAAUUAUAAUAAUUAUAAUAAUAUUAACAAAUAUUCUUGUUAUAAUGAUAAAGAAGAAUAUCAACAUGAAUUGUUAUGUAUCAAUAAUGAUUAUACUCAUCAUAAUAAAACACAAGGAAAUUUUAAUGACAAACUGAUGCAUGCUAAAAAGAAAUAUAAUCCUAAAUAUAGAAAAGUAAACAAAGUAGAACAUAUAGGUCAAUUGCUCAAUGCACAAUUAAGAAAUAAAGAAGAAAUAUUAAAUAUCUUUAGUAUUAUGUAUUUGUUUCGAAUAUGUAUAUAUUACCUUGGUAGAAGUAAAGAUUUCCGAAAAGAGGAUUACUGGCAAAAUUUCCAAGGACAAUUAAGGAAUGCCAAAAUUAAAGAAAAUGUGUACAAACUGCUUAAUGAAAAGAGCUGUAAAUCUUCUUUGCUUUUUGGUUGGCAAAGAAUAUUUUAUCAAUGUGUUGUUUCAUGGGAUGAUGAAAAAUUAGUAGACCAAUUAUUAAUAAUAAUACAAUCAGAAUUGUUAUAUCAUUUAAUUGGAUCUGUUGCUCAGAGCAUGUCACAAAAGAGAGUUAAAGUAGAACAGUUUUAUGCAAUUUCCCCUUCUGUUCAUGUUGCUCAUUGGAUGAUAGAUACCUUUGUUCGACAUCCAUUAUGUCCAUCGAAAAUAAGAUCUUGUUGUAUUACACCUAUGACAGUAACCUCUUUAUUUGGAUUAAUUAUGAAUGGUAAUAGACUUCCGAUCUUUUUAGGAAUCGAUGUAUGUAGAUUAGUGUACUGGUGUUGUGUAGUGUACAUUUUACAGAAUAAUCAAAUGCAUAAGCAUUACAAGAAAUUAAAUAACAUUGAUAUAUUAACUCAGUUGAACGUAACUAUGGAAGAACCUUUGAAUAAUGAUUUGGAAUAUACUACUUGUGCCAAUCAAAAACAUAUUACCAAAAAUUAUCAUAAUACAAAAAGUAAUAAGCAGCAUAAUAAUUAUUUCUCCACCAGAGGGAAAAUGCAAAAAGUAAAAUGCAAUUACUACUCUUUCUUAAGUUAUGUAUUCCAUUGUGUAAAUAUAUGUGGUUCGUCAGUUAUUAAUCAAAUAAUAAGUUUUAAUAAUAACAACGUUGGAUACAAAAAUAAUGUGCAUAAAAAUAAAGGCAACGACAAUGUAAGUAAUAACAACAACAAUAAUAAUAAUAAUAUUAAUAUUAACAGUAGUAGUAGUAAUAAUAAUAAUAAUAAUAAUAUUAAUAAUAGUAGUAAUAAUAAUAAUAGUAGUAGUAAUAAUAAUAAUAAUAAUAAUAAUAAUAAUAAUAAUAAUAGUAAUAAUAAUAAUAAUAAUAAUAAUGUAAGAAAUAGUAAUAAUGAACAUGUAAAUAAUAUAAUUGAUAACUUAAAUAAUAAUAUUAACGAUAUUCUAAACUGCAUUCAGAAUUCAUCCAAUAAUAGAGUACUAAAUAAUCAUUUCAAUGGUAUCAGUAGUGUUAGUAAUGAAACUAUUUACAAUUUAAAUAUAACAAAUAGAAGAAAUAGUCAUAAUAUUUCAUCUAACAAUAUUAAUAAUACAAAUACGCUACAAGAAAAUACAGAAACAAAUAAUACUUCUAAUGUUAACAAUUUAGGUGGUAUAAAUUCUUUAUAUUUAAAUGGAACUAAUGGAAAUCUAAAAACUGAUAAGAUAUUAUUACACAACUUUUCAAACUUUGAUUUGAUGGAGAAUAAAGAACCCAGUAUGUAUAAUUCUAUGAAGAUGAAUGCUUCUUUACUAGUACAUUAUUUUGCUUGUGCUGCCUAUUACAUUAAAAGAGCUGAUGUAUAUAAUAUUAUGAAUUAUUAUAACGAGCACACUCAUGCUAAUUUUAAACAAUACUGUUUAUAUUUAUAUGUUGUGGAUCAUGUAUCAAAAAUAUAUUCAAAGCAUAUUAAAAGAAAAAUUAGUUUAAAAAAAAAAGGAGGAAAAAAGGAUGAUCAGCUAAUGACAUCAUCCUUUUUCUCUGACAUUAUGAAAAAGGACCCAAAUGAAAAAUCUCAUAUGUCUUAUGAUGAUUACACGAAUAAUAAAUAUGACAAUAAUAAUAAUAAUAAAAACAAUUUGGUAAAUAACGAAAACGAAUUAAUCGUAAGGAAAGAUUCCAAAAUUAGCAGCAAAAAUUACAGUUUUAAUUCAGAUUAUAAACACACAGAUAAAACCAAAUGCAGAAAACAUACAUAUGAUGAAUCUUAUAAAGGCCAGUAUCCUGAACUUUUUGUUGACGAUGUACUACAUAUACCAAAAAAACUUUCUGCAAAUAUUAUUAUUAAUAUGAACGAAAAAAUACAUCAUAUAUCAUCUUCUAAUUCCAAUACAAUUAAAAUUAAAAUAAGAGAUAUGUUUGUAUUGCCAAAACAAAAUGAUAAAUCUUUUAUCCACAAAGGAAUUUCUAGUACUCACCAUAAUAAACCAUUCUAUGAUAAGGAAGACAAAUAUAUGUUUGGAGAGAAAAAUAUAGUUGAACGCAAAAACAAACAAAAACAAUUAUACCCUGACAAUAGUAAUCAUAAAAACAAAAAACAUUUUACAUAUACUGAGAACAAAGAUAAGUUUAAUGAUAAAAGUAACUGUAAUCUGAAACAAAAAAUUAACCGUUUAAAUAGCGACGAAAACGAAAAAAUCCAAAAGAUUAAUCAGAAAAAUUUUAAACACCCUAAUAUAAUCUUUAGUGCGGAUAAUAACUUUAAUUACAUUUUGCAUGAAAUAAAAUUUAAGAAAAUACAAGAAUUUGUGUAUCUUAACUCAAAUGUGAUAGAUGAAAAAGUCGAUUUAGAUACUAUAGAAAAGAUUACAUUGGGUUCAUAUAUUGAGUUAACUGAUAUAUAUAAUUUACCUGGAUCCUUUUUCCUAAUAGGUAAUUCAGAAUUAUAUUCAGGUUCCUCUAAUUUAUGUUCAUCAUCUUUUACCAUAAGUUUAAUACUGGUUGAUAAUAAUGCAGAUAAUAUGUCCGAUGGUAAUUUCAACAAUUUCCCAAAUAUUGAAAUUGGUGUUAUAAAUAGAAAAAAAUAUUUUGAAAUAAAACUGGAAGAAGAUCAAAAUGAAGAUGAAGACAAAAUGGAAAUAGAAAUAGAAGAUGAAGAAGAAGAAAAAGAAAAUGAAAAAGAAGUAGAAAAGGAUGAAAAUGUACAUGAUGAAAAAGAUAAAGUAGAACAAAUAGAACAUGAAAAAAAAAAAGAAAAAGAUGAUAAAGAAUCUUGGUUGUUACAUUAUGACGAUGGAAAGGAUACAAGUGUUAAAGUCAAAAAAUUUAGUAAUUGCAGAAUAUCAAAGAAUGAAGAAGAUAAUAUCACAUAUCGUUUAAGGAAUAAGGAAUUGUUAGGUGAAAAAAAAAUUACAUCUAAGAAUAGUAAAUUUUUAUAUGACAAAAACGUUGUAGAUGAAUCCUUAAAGUGUACUAGAAAAAAAUCAUUUUCUAGUAGAACAAGAAAAAAUGAAGAUGAAUAUGAAGGUACUGAAAAGAGGCGUUCAAGUAAUAUUUCAACGGAUAUCAAUAAAAUAGCUCAUGUCAGUUUAACGAAAUAUAUAAAUAAUGAGAAAAUAGAAAAAAGUAAAACUAGGGGUAAACGUGUUCAAAAUGUGACUGAAAAAUUAAGAAAUACAUUGAAUGAUAAUAAUAUAAAGGAAGAUAUACCUAAUGAAAACAACAACAAAAAUAAUAUUAAUAUUAAUAUUAAUAGUAACAAUAAUAUGAUGAGGGGUAAAAUGUUUCACGAAAAUUUAUCUGAUAUAAAUAUGAAGAAUUUGGGUAGCAACUUCUAUCAUAGUAAAUAUGCAAAUCUUAAUAAGACGAAUUAUAUAACCUUAAAUAUAUCUGAUGGUAAUGUGAAUUCUAAAGGAUUUGAUUGCAGUGACAACAACAUUGAAAAUAUGAAAGAAUUAUUAACAAACAAAAUGUCAGGUAUUUUAAAUAUUACAGUACAGAUAGUUGGGAAAAAAAUAUUAUGGUUUGCAAAUAAUAUAUUAAUUUUUUGUAAAGAUUUUUCAUAUGAAAUGAAAGAGUUUCUGCCAUUCUUAAAAGUUUCUCCUAUAGAAAGUAAAAAAAUUCCUAAAAAUAAUGGCUCCAAUAAACCAUCUGUACACAUGAAAUUUACAGAAAUGAAUGAAAAAACGUUUGUUUCUCCUUUAUCAAACUUUUAUUUUAAGUUUGAAAAUAUGCAUAAGUUGAAAUAUGAAAAUGAUUGUAUAAAAACCAAUAAAUUGUGGAGCAAAUGUUUAUGGAAGCCUGUGUUUUUUAUAUUACCGGAUGUUAAUAAUAAUAGUGACAACAAUGUGGACGUUCCAGGAACAUCAACACAUGACUUGGUCUCUACAAAAAUGAAUACACCUAUAAAUAUGAAUAAUAAUAAUAAUAAUGAUAAUAAUAAUAAAAAUAAUAUGGGGAAUAAUACGAAUGACACGAAUUACCUAAAUCAUUCUAUAAUAAAAAAAAUGGUACCUUCCAUUAUACCACAAUCAUCCAAUGAAAUAGUUAUAAAAUAUAAUAAAUAUCAUAAUACAUAUGGACAUAUAGAAUAUGAAGACCAAUUCGCAAAUACUUUGUUUGUUAGCCCAAAUAUACAAAUAAAAAGUGAACCCAUAAAUAUUACCUAUUAUAUGUACUGUAAAAAUCUCCAAGGGAAAAGAUGCAAAUUGCUCUCCAUGGAAAAUAUUAAAAAUAUCAGAACUAUAUCAAUUAAAAAUUAUUACGGUUUUAUAAAUUUAUGCAAUCAAUUCAAACAUAAUGAAAAACCUACAUCUAGUAGUAUGGAACAGAAAAACAGCAACAAUAAUGUGAGCUAUAGUCAUCAUAAUAUGUAUCAGGUACAACAAAAACCUUAUUCUAAAAUAUUUGAUACAAGAAAAAAUGUAGAAAGUGAAAAUUCAAAUAACAAGGCAGAUUCGAUUUUGAAGCAACAUUUGAAUAGAAUAAUAAAUAAAAGUGAAGAUCUACGAAUUAAUAAUAAAGGUACUUUGGAUUUAUGCAACAAGUUAUUGUUAUCAAAUGAGUGUAAAACAAAUGAAACGAAGAAAAAAACGGGAAGUAAUAAUAUAGGAUCGAACACAAAUAUUCAUCAAUUAAGUGAUAAUAAUAGAGGACAACACACCUCGUAUUAUCAUGAACAACUGCUUUCAGAAAGUAUAAGCAAAAAUGUUAUACAUAGUAAUUACAUAAAUGAUUAUUUUACCUUAAAUAAUGACAAUAAAAAUAACUCCUCCUCCUCCAACAACAACAACAACAACAACAACAACAACAACAAUAAUAAUAAUAAUAAUAAUAAUAAUAAUAAUAAUAAUAAUAAUGAUAAUGAUAAUGAUAAUGAUAAUAUUUGUUGCAAUAGUAAUAACAAUGUACAUAUUAAAUACAAAUUAAACCAAAUACCUAAAAUCAGAAAACAUAUUCAUCAUAAUAUAAAAUAUAGCUCUAUACAAGAAAUUAAUGAUAACUCUCACUAUAGCAAUAAGAAUAUUAUGGACGAAAAGAAACAAAAGGAAAAUUCAAAUGAUAUGCAUAAUCCAAAGAAAAAUCAGGGACAUUAUAUUGUUGAUCCUUCGAACGAAAAAGAAAUAUUAUAUGAUAAUAAAAAUAAUGAUAAUGGUUAUUCUAAUAAUUUCCCUGAUGAUAAUAAUUCACUACAUAAACAUGUACAUAAUAAAAUUACAUUAAAAGGUAGUAAUACAUACUAUGAUAUGGAUAAAAUCAAAGAUAAACAAAUUGAAAAUUUCUCAAAUGAUUCGAGUAAUUAUUCUCUGUAUUAUAUAGGGUGUAAAGAAUUUAAAUUAUCUAUUGAUUCAUAUGAUUCAAUAUUUCCAGCAAAACCAUUUAUAUUUAAUUGUACUGUUAAUUUUAAAGAGGAAGAAAAUUAUUAUCACAAAAAAAAUUAUCUUACAAAUUCUGUUGGUAUUAUAUGGGGUAUAUAUCGUUGGUUAUGGAAAAGCAAUGGGAAGUUUAUAUGUCCAUUGAGAUUACCUUUAUGUGUUUCUGAAUUUCCAUCCGAAAAAAUUGAAGAAUGUGAAAUAGAUGUGGUUGGAUAUAAAUCGAAUGAUAAUCUAUGUAUUGAAUUUCAACCCUUAUAUCAAUGUUUAUUAUUUUAUAAGAAUGGAACUUACCAAUUUGGAUUUAAGUUUGAUUCCUUUUACAAUUAUAGAAACUUAAAAAAUACAUUUUUGAGUGAACAUAAUGAAGAUAUGAAUAUGGAUCGAGUCCACCAAAAUAUAUCCAAAUUAUCUUAUUCUAGUAGUAUAAGCAACGCAAAUUUUAAUGAUAACUUUUUUGUAAAAAGGUUUGUACAGAACAAAUAUGAACAAGUAUCAACAGAGAAGAAUGACAUACAAAAGAUGAGUAAAAAGAAAGAUGAUAAGAUUAAUAAUUAUGAUGAUAAUAUGAUGAAUAAUUAUGAUGAUAGUAAUAAUAAUAAUAAUAAUAAUAAUAAUGAUAGUAUGAAUAAUCAUAAUGAUAAUAUAAAUAAUUAUGAAGAUAGCAUAAAUAAUUACGUUGAGAGUAUGAAUAACUAUGAUGAUAUUCUGAAUAAGGGUCAUGUAGUUACACAAAAUAAUUUAACAUUAAAUUCGGAACACAAUACCAAGGUAAAUCUUUCUAAUUUCUUUCCUAUGUCGAAUAUGUCCUCAGUUUCAAAUAUGUAUACAAUUUCGAAUGAACGAAAAAGUAGUAAUAAAGGAAAUGGAACGAACAAUGUGGUAAAGGCGCGUGUAGAACGACGGGGAAAGUAUAAAGGAAUGAACGCAAUUAAUAUUAAUAAUAAUAAUAAUAAUAAUAAUGAUAAUGAUAAUGAUAAGGAUAAGGAUGAGGAUAAUGAUAAGGAUGAUAGUAAUCAUGAUAAUGUUAAUAAUAUUAAUAGUUUUUAUAAUAAGGAUGGAAUUAUAUCAUAUGAUAAUUUAAAACAAGAAAAACAAAACGAUACUGUUAUGAGAAUUAAAAACCAUGUAAACAUGAUUAAAUUAUAUAACUGUUUAUUACUAAACGAUUGUGAAAAUGUUUCUUCUAUUCUGAUAAAUAAUCCAGAAUUAUUAUCUAAAUCAAAUGAAAAUAUGUCUGAAAUAUCUUUUGAGCAUUAUUAUCAAAUGAAUUCAGGUGAUUUCCCCUACGAACUUAUUUCAUCUAUGAAAAAUAUAAUGCAUGAAAAAUAUUUGACCCCCUUAAUGUUAGCCUGUAGAAUUGGAUGUGAAGAAUGUGUACAAAAUAUUAUUGAGAAAGGUAAAGUGAACCCGAACAAAAGUUGUCAUAGAAUAGAAAAGGACACUCCUUUAAUGGUUGCUGCACAAUAUGGACAUAGCAGAAUUGUUUGUAUGUUGAUUUGUGUAUAUGGUGUUCAAGUAAAUAAAAAGGAUAUUAAAGGAAAUACUGCCCUUCAUAAAAUAUUAUUGAAUUCUUCCAACACAGAAGGAAAGAAAAAUUCUACUAUCAAAAUUGUUCAAUUGUUAUUAAAACUUGGAGCUGAUUUAACUAUUAAGAAUAAGAAAGGUAUAUCUGUAGAAGAUCUUGUACAAAAAAAACUUAUAAAAAAUGAAAAAAUUGAAAAUCUCUUAAAUAUAUGGAUAACAUUAAUAAUAAAAAAUAAGAAAAAACAUGAAGGACGUUAUAUUCCUAGGAAUAUCAUACCUGGAUUGCUUUCUAAUUGUUCCAUAGUUGUUGGAUUUCCAAAAGGUACAAAUGGUAAUGUGCCAAAUGAAUGUGGCGUAAAAAUAAAUUCGUUUGUCGUAGGUGGAGAAGAAUUAGUGAAUGUAAGAUAUCAUAAAGAAAAACCAACAAAACAUACAUUUGAUGAUGACAAUGAUAACAAUUAUGAUCAAAAUGGUGAUAAUAAUGUAUACAAUAAUGCAUACAAUAAUGUAUACAAUAAUGCAUACAAUAAUGCAUACAAUAAUGCACAUAGUAAUGUAUAUAAUAAUGGUGAAUAUAAAAAUGAUCUUAAUAAAGAUGAUCAUCCUUGUUAUAUCAAUUUUAAUUAUGAUAAAUUGAAUUAUAAUUAUAACAAAUGGAGAGUAAGGACCAAGGAAGAGGAAUAUUAUAGCUGUGAUAAUUCGUCUAGUAACUCUUCUAUAUCCAAAUUUGGUAACUUAGAAAAGAAAAUAAUAGAAGAUCAUGAAAAAUAUAAAAUCUCAAAAUAUGGAGGAUAUCCUAAUGGACUAUGUUAUAAAGGAGAAAAGAAUACUCAUUAUAACAAGGGGUUUGAAGGUAUGAACUCUUUAGAAUUUGAUGCCUUUUCUGGAUGUAAAAAUAUGUAUGAAGAUAUAUAUGAUAAGGAAAAUGAAGAAAAAUUAUUGUACAACAAUAUUAAAGAUAAUGGUUUAAAAGAAAUAGAUGAAGAAAUAAAUCAUUCCAAUGAUAAUAUUAAAGUGUUCCUUAAGGAUGACGAAGAAAAGGAUGAUGAUGAGUAUCAAAAGCCAUAUGACAAGAGAGUAAUUAAUAAAAAUAAAAAUGAUAAUUAUGAUAAAAAAGAUAAUUAUGAUAAAAAAGAUAAUUAUGAUACAAAUGACAAAAAUAAUUAUGAUGAUAAUAUUAUCUUGCCAGUAGGAAAAAAAGAUAAAAGAAAUAAAAAAGUCAUGAAUACUUGUAGUAGUGGUAGGAGAACAACAUCAAAAAAUUCACGUAACUUGUCAUCAGCAAAAAAUAUAAAAUGUAGUAAAAACUCAACCUGUAAUAGUGAAAAAUACAAUUCUAAUGAAAGAAAUAGCAAUUUAGAAAAUCAUGCCAUACCAAUAGAUCAUAAAGAUAGUGUAGAUGAAACAUUUGUAUUCAUCGAAAAACAAAAGAGGAAUAAUAAUAUAAACACCAACGAUCCAAUGACCUAUAAUCCUGUUACACACGAAAAAGAAAACAUAUUAAAUUAUAUAUUAGUCCAUACAUAUAUUGAUGGAAAAUUGGGAAUAAGAUCUGCUUAUAACCAUGAUAUGGAAACAGAACACGGAAUGGAUAAUAUAUUUGAAACGGAAAAUAAAAAAAAUAAAGCAUUGAAUAGUAACAUGAGCAACAAUAAUAAUAAUAAUAGCAACAAUAAUAAUAAUAAUAGCAACAAUAAUAAUAAUAGCAACAAUAAUUACAAUAAUAAUAAUAAUAAUUGUAUAUACCAAGAAUUUUAUAUGCUGAGAAAAGAUAAGAAGAAAAGGAAGCAUCUCAUACUUUCAAACCUUCAAAAUAACCUAUUCAAUUAUCACGAUUUGAAAUAUAGUUUAAUCGAAUUUAUAAAUAAAUCAGGAGUGUUCUCUGAUAUUAUUAAAGGUCAUAGUUAUUUAGAUUCAAAAAAGAAAAUACCCAAAUUUGAUGAGUUGAAAAAUUCAUUAAUAGAAGCUAAUAACGAAUUAGAUAUAAUUAAAGGAUUCAAAAAGUUCUUGGAAUUAUUUGAUUUCUUAUAUAUGGAUGAUAGAUUGAAAUACUUUCUAAAUAUUGAUUUAAGAAAAAAUUUGGAAAAUUCUCGUAAUUUAAUUGACCUUGGUUAUAUCCUUCUUAAAAUAGAUAGCUUUUGUUGUAUAUUCAAUAGUUUUAAAUUACAGUGGAAGGAUAAUUCGCAUGAAGAAUGGAAGAAAAAAUUAUUAAAAGGAAUAGGUAUAUUAAAUGAAUUUUCAGAUAUUAAAUGGAUAACUGAUUCCUAUACUAUUUUUAAGUAUGAAGAAGAAAUUCUUGAAUCAGCAUCUUUUAUUGAUAAGAUAUUACAAAAUGGUAAUUAUAUGGUAUUCUAUAAUAAUUUAAUGAAUAUGAUUCAUGACAAGAAUAUACAUUUAAAAAAUGGAUUGUACGAUUCUCACAUAUUUAAUGACAUGCUUAAAAAUAUAAAUAUAGAACAUUUUAAUAAGGAUACAAUUCUGUAUGAUAUUUGUUCAAAACAAAAUAUCCUAAAAAAUUAUUUUAUCCAAGAAAGAAAUAAAAAGUAUGCUAUUAAUAAUCACGAUUCGAGGGUAAUAAAUGAGAAAUAUAAAAACUAUAUGAAUGAAUAUUUUGUAAAUAAAAAAUUGAAAGGUCAUAGUAAUAAUAAGGACCUUUAUUAUUCCAUGAACGAUUCAGAGGAUGAAUUCAUUUAUAGUAAAGAAAAGAGAUAUAAAAAGCAUCAAACAUGUGAUAAAUACAUAUAUAAGUCUGAGAUGAAAGAAGAAAUGUGUAAUAAAUCGAAUGAAUUAUAUAAUAAUAGUUUGAAUAAUUCAAAUAAUAUAAAUAAUCAUAGUCAGUUUUACAACAAUGGAGUUAAUAGAAAAGGUGAUCAUACUUAUGCUAAUGAGAAGGAUCUCAGUAUGACAUCACUUGAUUGUAAAAACCAUAUGUGUGGAGAAGCACAACAUAAGGAUAAGACAUAUAAAAAGGGGAUGUAUGAUGUAGAGAGAAAGCAAAGUUUGUUUAAUACUAGUGAAAAUACGGAACAACAUGAUUUAAUAAAUAAGGUGAAUGGUAAGGAAGAAAAUGCAAGAAAACCCAAACAAAGAAAUAUUCGAAGCAAGAGAUUAGAAGAUAUAAUAGAUAAAAUGUAUGAAGAUAAUGAUAUAAGUAAUAGAGAAAAUUCAAAAAAUAUAGAUAGUUUGAAUAAUAUUAGUGGUAAUGGAAGUAUCAAAUUUCCAUCUUAUAGUAAAAACCUUUUAGGUUAUAGAAAUGGAAACUUUUUGCUCAAUUAUUCUAAUAACAUAUUUGAAAAAGGUAGAGAAGAUGAAUCAUUAAAUAGUCAUUCUCCUCGUGUUACUUCUAACUUAUUAUCGAGUUAUUCAAAUGAGAGGCAUGGAAUAAAAUUGGCAUUUAUGAAUUCAGGAGAACAAGGAAAAGUGAUGAAACGUAUAUAUAAUGAUAAUGUGAAUAAUAAUGUGAAUAAUAAUGUGAAUAAUAAUGUGAAUUAUAAUAAUAAUAAUAAUAAUAAUAAUAAUAUUCAGGGAGAAUAUAAUCAUAAAGGAGAUGUGCCUCAUCCUAAAUUUAUAGAAAAAAACCAUUAUACCAAGAACGGAACUAAUAUACUGUCGUCAUUAAAUAAGCACAAUCAUUUGAAUACACAAGAAGAAAAUAAUAGUUUAGAAAAUAAUUAUAGUUGUGAAACCUUUUGUGAUGAAUAUGAUAGUGAAGAAAGCGAAUUCGAAUUAAUGUGUGAAGUUCAUUUUACUUCGAAACCUAACGAAGAGAUAAUGACAAGAGAGCAAUUUAAUAAAAUGUGGCCACAAACAUUAGAUAUGUAUAUACUUCAUAUAUAUGAUUUAAUAAGUAGUUAUAUGGAUUCUCCUGAAAAAAUAAGUUUAUUUAUUUAUCAUGCUUUUGAUAUGGAAAAGAUAAAGAAGAAAUUACCAAGUAAAAGUUCUCAAUUAUGGAAAAGAAUAAACAUGUCUCUAGAUGAUUUUAUUGAAGAAAUAAAAAAUGUACACAAUUAUACUAUGAGAAUUAUUUACCAAAGUAAUUAUAAAAGAUAUGGUAUGUUACCUCCAAAUUUUAAGAAAUAUUUUACCUUAUCAGAAGAAUGUUUAAAAAAUAUAGCUAAAAAUAAAAUAAUUAUGAAUAUGGAUUAUUAUAAAAAUUAUAUUUAUGAAGAAAAUAAAAAGAUGUUUUUAAAAAUAAUACAAGAUCGUAUAUAUCUAUUGAAUAAAUUUAAUAUUUAUUUUGAAAACUGUUUACCAAUAACGAGUAUAUUAUUUAACAAACCAGUUAUUAAUUUAGAAGAACAAGGAUUAAGAACAUUAGAAUGUCCCUUGUGUUUUUUCAUGAGUAACGAUUUGUAUUUUCCAUGGACAUAUAAAAAGAGAAAUACUCACUUAUUUCAAUAUAAUAAUAAUAAUAAUUCAUGGUUAGUUCAAAAAAUGAGGAGUGAAUUAUAUGACAAUAAUAAUCUUAUGUCCAAAAAUGUAUCCAUGCUAAGUUUAUAUAAUAAUACAAACUAUAGAAAUAAUGAUAAUAAUAGUAUAGUUGGACAAAGUAAUUACCCAAUAAAAGUUGAAGGGAAUCAUAUAAAUGAAAAUUAUAAAAAUUGUGCGGAGCAUAAUCAUUAUGAUUAUAGUCUCAAUAAAAAUUAUAGUAAUGAGAAAAGUAUAUAUGUAAAAAAUAGCAAACAGAUUGAUGAUAUAAAAAAGAUAAAAUCAGGAAAUGAAUACAUUAUUAUGGAUUCCAUCCAAUCUUUAGAUAGAAAUAGUACUAUAGUUAAAAAGGGAUCAUUUUUUUUAAAUAACGGAAAAGGUUCCUAUAAUAGUUAUACGGAAAUAGAAGACAAAGAUUGGUUAUUAGGAAACGUGGAGAAUUUAAAUAAUCAUAAUAUAUAUCCUGAUAAUGAAAUAAAUUAUAAAAAUAAUAAUCAUGAUGAUAAUAAUUAUAAUUGUUAUCAGAAUCAUUUAUGUGGUAAUGAAAGCGAAGAGGAAAAUGAAAUAUUUGAUUGUGAAAAGUAUUGUAAAAAUAUGUACACUUCCAAUAAAAUGGUUUUGGCCAUGGGAUCUUCUGAUUUACCUAUACAGUUGUCUUCAUACUUAUUUAUUAAAAAGUUGUUAAAGCAUGACACAUGUUUAAAAUUAUGGAAAGAAUGUUUAAAACAUAUUACGUCUUCUAGUUCUGAGAAAUCUAAUUUAACAUUAAGAAUAGAUAGAGGCAUGGCUGCUACAGCAAAACAUAUUGCUCACACCAUGUGGUAUCAAAGUACAUAUUCUUUAUUAAAUAUAGAUACAGAUAAAUUAAGAGGAAAACCAAGAGAUCGACCAUUUAUGGUAGUAUUUGUUGGAGAAGGAGCUACAGAUUUUGGUGGUCCUUUCCAUGAAUAUUUAUCUUCCAUAUCAAGAGAAGUAAUGGGGAAAUUAUCAGAUUCUCCAGAUAAAAGCUUGCCAGUUUUUCCUUUAUGUAUUCCUUGUCCUAAUUAUACUCAAGCAAUAGGUGCUAGACAAGAUACUGUAAUAAUUAACCCUCAAAGUACACCAUAUGUUGUUAAAGAAUGGGAUUAUAUUGGAGAGGUUGAUGUUAUCGAUAAUUUAGAAAGUUUCCGAUGGCAAAUAUUAAAUAUAUAUAAUUCAAUAAAGGACAUAAAAAAGAAAUUACAGAAGAAUGCAAAGGAUAGUUAUGAAGAUUAUAAACAAAAGAUGGAAGAAAAUGGUUCUGAUGAUGGAUUAGAAAAUAUUAUGGAAGUAAAAGGUAAAUCAAAAACUAAAGGAAAAUACAAAAAUAAAAGUAAUAAAAUGAAUAUGGGAAGUGAUAAUAUACUUAAGGAUGGUGUAAAUAAUGAUAAUAAUCAAAAGGGUCAUAAAUAUGAUGAAAAAAAUAUUUCUAAUGAUAAGAACAUUCAAGAUAUGACCUCGAAAGAGAAAAUGUACUUUUAUACGAGUAAAAAAUCAGUUACCUUUGAGAAGUUGGAGGAAAACCAAAAAAUGGAAUACCAAAUAGAAAAUAAAUAUGAUUAUCCAUUUGUUUGUGAUGCUUGUGAAUACGAUAGUGACAUAUAUGAAAUAAUAAACAAUGCUUCAUUAAAAUCAAGGAAAUUGUUUAUGAACAAAAUAUGGAAAAAGAAAAAAUGUUUGGAUGGUGAGGGUGACAAAAAUGUAUUACUAAGGGAUACUCACGAAAAUGAAAAUAUGCGUGACAAUAUAAGAAACAACAUGAACAAUAAUAAUAAUAAUAAUAAUAAUAAUAAUAAUAAUAACAAUAAUAAUAACGACAACAAUAACAAUAAUAAUAACGACAACAAUAAUAAUAAUAACAAUAAUAAUAACCGUAUUGGUGGUGAUAAAAACACAAUGAGAGAUGGAAAGAAGAAAAAUAAAUUUAUUAUAGAUUAUGAUGAAAAGACUAUAAAAGCCAUGGAAUUAGCCAUGUAUGAAUCUUUAGGUAGAGUAAUGGGUAUGUGUGUAUGUAUAGCAUCCGCAUUAAACAUAUGCUUCAAUCCUAUUAUAUGGAAAAAGAUUUGUGGUGUACCUCUGGAGUUACAAGAUUUGGCUGACUAUGAUUUUGUUGCUGUAGAAAUGUUGAAAACAUUGAAAAUGUUAAAUUCAGAAAAGAGUAAUGAAUGGAAUAUGGAACUGAAACAAUCAUUAGGUGAUAUGACAUUUAUAACAGAAGAUUCAGGAGGAAAUUCAAUUGAGUUAAUAAAAAACGGAAUGAAUAUACCUAUAAAUUUUGAUAACUUAGGUUUAUUUAUAAGAUUAAUGACCAAAUGUAAAAUGAAUGAAUCUUCUAAAGGAAUACGACACUUAUUAAAAGGAUUCAGUUCUGUUAUACCUCUAGGUAGAUUAAGAUUAUUAUAUGACUUUAAAGAUGUGGAGCAUAUGGUUUGUGGAGAAAGAGAAAUUAAUAUAGAGGUCUUAAAAGCCCAUACAUGGUCUAAUGACCUUAACAUAAAAGAUAAACUUUUUACCGUUUUAGAAGAGUUCACAAAUGAACAACUACAAUCAUUUCUUAGAUUCGUUUCAGGUAGAUCUAGGUUACCAACAACCAAAAAUGAUUGGUACAUGAUAAUAGAUGUAGAAAAUCCAAAUAAAAAUAUCGGACAAAUAGAUCAGAGGUUACCUACAGCUGUAACAUGUGGAUUCCGUUUAUUAUUACCACAAUAUUCUUCAUUAGAUAUUUUAAAAGAGAGGUUAUUAUAUGCAAUAAAAAAUUGUACAGCCAUUGAUUUGGAUGCAUAUGUGGUUCACGAUCAAAUGCAACUCAUGUACGGGGAGUAA